AUGGUCGUCGGGCUCGGGGGGCGGGCCGCGGAGGAGGUGCUGCUCGGCAACCCGUCCGCCGGCGCCAUGGAUGACCUCCAGCGCGCGACGGAUAUGGCGCUCAAGGGCGUCCUCGCCUUCGGCAUGAGCGCGCGCGUGGGGCUGCUGGCCUACCACCCGGACUACACCCAGGCGGGGCGGGAUUUUACGGCCUACUCCAACCACGCCCAACACCUCGCGGAGGUGCAGGCGGGGCGACUGGUCGGGGCCGCGCACAACCUCGCCACGGAGCUGAUUCGGGCCCAUAAAGAGAUGGUCAACCUGCUCGUGGAGAAGCUUUUGGACAAAAAGGAGCUGACGACGGCGGAUAUCGAGCAGUUGUGGGGGCCAAGGCCACAGGAACCGACGGUCGAGGAGCUGGACCGCAAGGUGAUGGAAAUCUGUAGUGGCUAA
Molecule: messenger RNA, 432 nt
Organism: Phytomonas sp. Hart1
Lineage: Eukaryota; Euglenozoa; Kinetoplastea; Trypanosomatida; Trypanosomatidae
Source: the annotation of a GenBank genome assembly